This is a messenger RNA of Macaca mulatta (Rhesus monkey), 2474 nucleotides long. RefSeq names its product CASP8 and FADD like apoptosis regulator (gene CFLAR). Lineage: Eukaryota; Metazoa; Chordata; Mammalia; Primates; Cercopithecidae. Gene Ontology annotation, biological process: proteolysis; regulation of apoptotic process. The record is from RefSeq and is a predicted model, not a curated record. Gene Ontology annotation, molecular function: cysteine-type endopeptidase activity; protein binding.
AAGUCUUGCAUGACCCGGGGUGGGCGGGAUUACGUGCAGUUUUUUGAGCCUUGGGCUGGGGGCCUCCAGGAAGCUGAAACGGAAAUUGCCUAGGCCCCUGGGGCAUCGGAGGUCCUACCGCAGCUCCUAGUAGGUGGUGGGGGCGCACCGGCGGUCCCCACUCAGUCCUGGUGGGGCCGCACGUAACUGUCCUGAGAUAUGCAUAAGCCCUUUGACCACGCAUGGAGAAUAUCACCACCCAGAGACACGCGAGUGGCCCUGUGCAAGUUUCAACUGCGCGGGGGCGGGGAAUUCCGCAGACAGGAUUCGAGAAUUUAUGUCUUGUAACAUUUCAGCCGGUGGGCGGCGGGGAUUAGGCGUGAAGCGGUUCAGUAGGCAGAGGUUUUCGGACGCCCUCCGGCGAAGCCACCUGUUGAUAUAUUUGACUUUCUGUCCUCGUUCCUCAUCCCAUCUGGAGCAUUUCCAAUUCUGCUUUGCGGAGCAGCAGGUCUGAGCUUGUACGGCGAGGGUGGGAGUUGGUCCCGGCGGAGAUCCAGUGGGAAGAGCCGACGGCUGCCCGGGCAACUCCCCCACUGGAAAGGAUUCUGAAAGAAAUGAAGUCAGCCCUCAGAAAUGAAGUUGACUGCCUGCCUGCUGGCUUUCUGUUGACUGACCCGGAGCUGUACUUCUGCAGACCCUUGUGAGCUUCUGUAGUCUAAGAGUAGGAUGUCUGCUGAGGUCAUCCAUCAGGUCGAAGAAGCACUUGACACAGAUGAGAAGGAGAUGCUGCUCUUUUUGUGCCGGGAUGUUGCUGUAGAUGUGGUUCCACCUAAUGUCAGGGACCUUCUGGAUAUUUUACGUGAAAGAGGUAAGCUGUCUGUCGGGGACUUGGCUGAACUGCUCUACAGAGUGAGGCGAUUUGACCUGCUCAAACGGAUCUUGAAGAUGGACAGAAAAGCUGUGGAGACCCACCUGCUCAGGAACCCUCACCUUGUUUCGGACUAUAGAGUGCUGAUGGCAGAGAUCGGUGAGGAUUUAGAUAAAUCUGAUGUAUCCUCAUUAAUUUUCCUCAUGAAGGAUUACAUGGGCCGAGGCAAGAUAAGCAAGGAGAAGAGUUUCUUGGACCUUGUGGUUGAGUUGGAGAAACUAAAUCUGGUUGCCCCAGAUCAACUGGAUUUAUUAGAAAAAUGCCUAAAGAACAUCCACAGAAUAGACCUGAAGACAAAAAUCCAGAAAUACAAGCAGUCUGCUCAAGGAGCAGGGGCAGGUUAUAAGAAUGUUCUCCAAGCAGCAAUCCAAAAGAGUCUCAAGGACCCUUCAAAUAACUUCAGGCUCCACAAUGGGAGAAGUAAAGAACAAAGACUUAAGGAGCAACUUGGCACUCAACAAGAACCAGUGAAGACAUCCAUUCAGGAAUCAGAAGCUUUUUUGCCUCAGAGCAUACCUGAAGAGAGAUACAAGAUGAAGAGCAAGCCCCUAGGAAUCUGCCUGAUAAUCGAUUGCAUUGGCAAUGAGACAGAGCUUCUUCAAGACACCUUCACUUCCCUGGGCUAUGAAGUCCAGAAAUUCUUGCAUCUCAGUGUGAAUGGUAUAUCCCAGAUUCUUGGCCAAUUUGCCUGUAUGCCUGAGCACCAAGACUACGAUAGCUUUGUAUGUGUCCUGGUGAGCCGAGGAGGCUCGCAGAGCUUGUAUGGUGUGGAUCAGACUCACUCAGGACUCCCCCUGCAUCACAUCAGGAGGAUGUUCAUGGGAGAUUCAUGCCCUUAUCUAGCAGGGAAGCCAAAGGUGUUUUUUAUUCAGAACUAUGUAGUGUCAGAGGGCCAGCUGGAGGACAGCAGCCUCUUGGAGGUGGAUGGGCCAGCAAUGAAGAAUGUGGAAUUCAAGGCUCAGCAGCGAGGGCUGAGCACAGUUCACCGAGAAGCUGACUUCUUCUGGAGCCUGUGCACUGCGGAUGUGUCCCUGCUGGAGCGGUCCUGCAGCUCACCGUCCCUGUACCUGCAGUGCCUCUCCCAGAAACUGAGACAAGAAAGAAAACGCCCACUCCUGGAUCUCCACAUUGAACUCAAUGGCCACAUGUAUGAUUGGAACAGCAGAGUUCCUGCCAAGGAGAAAUAUUAUGUCUGGCUGCAGCACACUCUGAGGAAGAAACUUAUCCUCUCCUACACAUAAGAAACCAAAAGGCCAUGCCUGGCUCAUGCCUGUAAUCCCAGCACUUUGGGAGGCCAAAGAGGGCAGAUCACUUCAGGUCAGGAGUUUGAGACCAGCCUGGCCAACAUGGUAAACGCUAAUAAAAAUACAAAAAUUAGCCGGAUGUGGGGGUGGGUACCUGUGUUCCCAGUUACCUGGGAGGCUGAGGCAGGAGGAUCUUUUGAACCCAGGAGUUCAGGGUCAUAGCAUGCUAUGAUUGUGCCUACAAAUAACCACCACAUAGCAACCUGGGCAAUAUAGCAAGACCCCAUCUCUUAAAAGAAAAAAAUGGGACAGGAACUAUCUUA